CUUGACAUAUUUAAUGAUGAAUAAUCAAAGGGUCGGUUCUCAUUUCAUAACCGUUGAAAAAAAUAUUCCUCUGAGGCUCUGACACAAACAAACAAAAGACUUUCCCGAAUAGAAAAUUAAAAAGGAAAAAAGAAAAAGGAAAAAAAUAAGAAAAGGAAAAGAAUCGAAAAGAAUGGGGUAGCUGCGAGGAGUAAGGAGCAUUUGCAGGAGACAUGGACCCUACAAACAAUACGAUUAAUCAGCAGCACCUGCCUCACUCAGAUCAUCAAACAACGUUAACGAACCAUGAUUUUGUCUUUUAUAAUAACUGCUCAAAACGAAACUCACUCUCUCUUGUAUUUACACAACAACAACUUUGUUCUCCCAAACACACCACUUAACAAGGUUUGAUUUCUUCUUAUUAACUCUGAAAACAUUCUUUUUGAAACACAGGUUUCGAUUCUGUUUUGUUUUGGAAAAUUCAAGCAAUUGGAAGGAAUAAGUGAUUGCUUCAAGUUCAACAUUUAAUAAUCAAGUGUAGGGUGGUAGAAAGAAAUCAUCCACCAUGUCUGAGAGUGAUAUAAUAGCCAUGAAGGAGACGCUUCGCGCGCAACAGCAACUUCUGCAGAAGCUAUACGCGGAGUUGGAUCAAGAAAGAGAAGCCUCAUCAACUGCAGCUAGUGAAGCAAUGGACAUGAUAGUGCGUCUACAAGGUGAAAAGGCCGCAGUGAAGAUGGAGGCAAGUCACUACAAGAGAAUGGCUGAGGAGAAGAUAGGUCAUGCUGAGGCAUCCCUUGAGGUUUUUGAAGAGCUUAUGUAUCAAAAAGAAAUGGAAAUUGCUUCUCUUGAAUUUCAAGUCUUGGCUUAUAAACAUAAACUUCUAACACUAGGAGCUGAUUUCAAUGCUGCUGAGUUUGAAUUCCCUGAAGAUAUUUUCUUGAAUAGAGUGGAUCAACAUAAUGGAGAAAAUGGUCAAAUUAGUAAUGUAAGAAGGCUCAAUUCAUUGCCACCUAUUCAGUUUAAGACUACUUUGAGAGCUAACAACAGAAAGAGAGAUAGAUCACCUACUCCAAUUCCAGUUUCAGAAGUGAUUCCUAAUAAUACACUUGAAGGUAGGGACCAAGAAGUCAUUUCACCAAGCAUGGAUUUGCCAAUAAAGCAUGUGGAUUUUGCACAAGGAACACUUGACUCAUAUUGGAACCAGAUUCAAAGAUUAGAUGAAAAAGUGAAUGUGAUUUCAGAUUGUAAAGAAUCAGCAGUUGAAAAAUGUGCCAACUUGAGGAGUAGAAGAGGGAGAUCAUGUUCAAUAUUUUCACAAGCAAGCAAUAAGAUAGCUUUUGAUCAAAAAUUUAGAGUAGCCUCUAUUAAUGCAGAUAAAGCAAAUCAAUUUGGAGAUGUGGAACACGAUACAACAGAAGCAGUUUCUAGUCCUUCUUGUUCGGUUAAUGUGCACGAUGUUUUCGAAGUUCCGCAGACAAGCGAAAAGCGUGAAGUAAUUGAACAUGGGAAAAGAAGACUUGAGAAAUGGAUUUCAGAUGUAGAUUACAGGUUGACAAAACCAGACACAAUGUGUGAUGAAAUCAUAGAGUCACAAGUUAAACAUGAUAUGGAUAAGGUAAAGAGCAUGAUGCAUAGCACACAUCAUGAAACCAAAAAAUCAAAUAAUAAAGAUAUGAAGACUAUUGGGGAUUGCAAUGCUCAAGCUGAGUUUCAUAGGUUGCAUCAGAGAAUUGAUAGGCUUGAAAGGGAGAGGGUUAGUGUAAGACAAGAGAUUAAGAAUGAAGGAGAUGGUGAAGAGCAUUUGAGGUUGUUGAAGGACAUACAAAGUCAACUCAAUUCAAUACAGUUAGAGAUGAGAAACUGUAAAACAAAAAAAACAUCACCUAAGAAGGAGGAAAUUUCUUUGGGACCUCUUCAAGAGGCAAUGCUAUACUUUUGGAUUUGAUCAAAUGAUUACAGAAUGACCAUCUCAGACAACCAAUCAACUCAGAGCAUUAUUUAGUGUACAUAUAUUAUACUUUGUUUUCAAAGAGGAUUGUGUUUGGUAUAGGCAGAUAAAAAUAGAUCUUAUAAGAUGAAUUUUAGUUACUUAAGAGUGUAUAUCUUUUCAUAUUUCCUUUAAGAAAUUCAUUGCAUCAAGGUAAGGUGUCACUAACGUGACCCUGAAGACUUAAAUUCAUGAAUUAAAUGAUAAUUUCUAACCGAUUGGAGGAGAUGCGUGAUGCACUUGGAUUGGGCAGCAAAAGGAAGGAUUCAGAGGUUGCUACACAAUUUAUAGCCACUUUGAAGCAUCACGGUUGUUAAUUAUCUUAUAUAUAUUGUUAAGUUUCUGCAACGAUUUUGUUUUGUAUUUGUAAAUGAAGUAUGUAAUUGUGAUUUGCGUUUAUCUAAUGUACA
Cicer arietinum (chickpea) is the source of this 2376-nucleotide messenger RNA. RefSeq lists its product as uncharacterized. The record is from RefSeq and is a predicted model, not a curated record. Lineage: Eukaryota; Viridiplantae; Streptophyta; Magnoliopsida; Fabales; Fabaceae.